This is a messenger RNA of Vitrella brassicaformis, 1839 nucleotides long. NCBI's taxonomy places the organism in Eukaryota, Vitrellaceae. The record is from the annotation of a GenBank genome assembly.
AUGCAGAACGCAUCUUCGGCUCAGCAAAACCACCCACAUAAUGCACCCAAUGAGGACCGCCAGCCGCCCCUCCGUAUCUUGCAGCGAACGUCUGCCGAGGCAAAAGGAUCAGGGGACCAACACGUCCCCUUCACCGCAGUACAACACUUCGAGGCCCCGCCCAACGUCGCAGCGUCCAGCCAGCAAGUCCACCACACUAACCAGCGGACACGUGCGGCCGCUGCAUAUGCAACAGCCGGCGGCAGCGGCGACCCAGAUUGGCCACACAGAAAUCCUGGGGACCGUGACAGUGGACGUGGCAACAACGGAGGACGUGGGCCUGAUGGUGGAGGGAAUAGUGGAGGCCGCCGCGAAGGUGCUGGUGGAGAGGGCCGGCGGGGUGGUGAUCGUGAUAGGGACCGACGAGACGAUCGCCGACGAGAUGAGAGGAGCCGUGACGGACACCUCAGCCCCGUCCUCCAGGAUGUGUUCGAGAGAGAAGAUGAUGACUUGGGCAGGGAGUGGGAGGAUAUGGUGGCUCGCGAGCGCGCGAAUCGAGCGCAUGAAGAGAGGCUGCGACGAGAGGAGGAACGUGAGCAGCGGCGGCGGGCGAUGAAAGAGCUGAAGCCGUCCCCUUUCAGUGGCGAUGAUGGGAUGCCGGCAAAGGAGUGGUUGAGAGAGUUGGAAAUGUGGUUCGACGAGGCUGCCGUAGUCAUCCAGAUGAGGCCGCAGAUGUUCCACAAGCAGCUCAAGCCAGGAAGCAGUGCAGCCGCUUGGUGGUACAACUUGCCAGAGGUGACUCCCGGCAGCUGGAAUGAGCUGCGGGAGGCAUUCAUCGAACAGUACGUGCCACGCGCAAUCUCAGACCUCAUCUAUCGACAAGACCUGAAGCGGAUGCGGAUGGAGGACAAUGAGACGAUCGAUGCAUUCACCAAGCGUUUCAACAUCCAAUGCACGAAGGUCAAUGGCCUCACCGAUGACGAGAAGAGGACGAACUAUCUGUCCGCAUUGGCUCGACCGGUGUACAACGCCAUGAAGCCGUUGCUGAUUGGGAAGAACGACCAGGAGAUGAAGAAGGUCAACUAUGCCUACCUCUGUAUGCUCGCCCGCGAGGCAGCACCUGAAAAAUACCGGAAGAGCGACACUUCAGAUACAGCUGACCGUGACAAGCGCCCCAACAAAUCGAGCAAUCGCCGCGGCGACAAACCUCCACGCCCUCUCUUCGCCGCAACGAGCACCGACAACGCUCUCGCCUCACUAAUGGCCGUGACGACCCCCGCACUGCUUGCAUCACUGCAGCAGCCCGCCACCAUAGCAGCCAAACAGGACGAUAGUGAGGAUGAGGAUCAAAGGGAAGAAUAUGAGGAGGAAGAGGAGGACGACGACGACGAGGCGGAUGAGUUGACCACGGGCAAGACAUCGAUUGGCAGCACCACAGCCGACCAACUCACAGCUGCCCAGGCAGUGGCUGCCCUCCAGCUGAAUGCCCUUAGCAACCCCAUGCUCGCCCUCGCAAAUCCUCUGGCUGCCCUUGCCAAUCCAUUCGCUGCUCCACUGGCGGCUCCGCUCGCCGCUCUCUUCAACAAACCCCAAGGCCUCUCAGACACUCGACUCGACGAACUCUGCAGACAGAACCCAAAAGCCAAGGACAAUCUGAAGAAGUUCCCGUGUGAGCACUGUGGACACCCAUCCCAUUCCAUGAUGACCUGCAUCAAGCUCAAGAAGCUGCUCGUGGAGGCAUGCGACGAUCCAUCGCGACGUCAGUCUGGCCCGCAGAGAGGAGGCGCACCCGACAAGCCCACCAAGUCGCCGCCUCCUCGCAAGCCACCUGAGGAAAACGAGAAGCCUUCGCGCCCCUGA